UGCUCCAGGAGGCGCGGCUCGAGGCCGGAGCUGCGCUCCUGCGAGGCGGGCCAGCUCCCUGGCCUUCCUCAGCCUACCCUCCAGGUUCUGCGCCCCUGGGCGUGGCAAUGGUGCAAACUUGCCGGGAGUCCAGCUCCGGCAGCGGGGAGUCGCGACACCUGGGGCACUUUUCUGGAAGCUGCUGCCAUCCCGCCCUUCCCCCAGCCUCCGCCGGGGUGUUUAUCUUUGCCUCAGCUACUGGCUCUUUCCUCUUUCACUUUUCUUUUCGCUGAAGGUUGGGACUCCCUGGGUUCAGGGCGCCCAGGGGAGCCCCAGCCUACUCGCUCGCAGCAGUCGCAGCCCAAGACCAGGGCAGGGUGCCGGGUGGCCGCCCCCGGCCCUGCAGCCCGGACUCCAUGGAGUGGAAACUUCAGAACCUGAUUUGAAGCUAUAGUUCGGGAAUUUGGAAUUUUCCUGCAGAUUACUGCAUCUGUUCAUACCUAUGGCCACCUGGCUCUUAAAGCAAUGUCCUGUCAUGUGCCAUGCUGCUGAUGUCACAGGAAGCAAAGUUGGUGUUAGCACAUAGCCAGCCUACAGGAGGUUGUGAAGUAUUCUGAAUGGAUGGCUGCUGGAAACCCAUUGCCAUAGCCAGCUCUUCUUCAAUACUUAAGGAUUUACCCUGUCAUUGAGUAAUGAGAAUUUCGAAACCAUAUCUGAGAAGUACUUCCAUCCAGUGCUACUUGUGUUUACUUCUGAACAGUCAUUUUUUAACGGAGGCUGGCAUUCAUGUCUUCAUUUUGGGCUGUAUCAGUGCAGGUCUUCCUAAAACAGAGGCACAAUGGCAGGAUGUAAUAAGUGAUUUGAAAAGAAUUGACAGUCUCAUUCAAUCUGUGCAUAUUGAUGCCACUUUAUAUACUGAAAGUGAUGCUCAUCCCAAUUGCAAAGUUACAGCAAUGAAGUGCUUUCUCCUGGAGUUACACGUUAUUUUGCGUGAGUCCAGAAAUCCGGGCAUUGAUGAAACAGUUGAAAACCUCAUCAUUCUAGCAAACAGCAGUUUAUCUUCCAGUGGGGUAAAGGAAAAAACAUAUUAUAAAAUAUUAUUUCUACAUUCUCCCUGGCAAUAAGUAUAAAGAGCAAACAGGCAAAGGGUCUGGAAUUGCAAACAGAACCAAUACAUAAUUGGUGAGCCCAGAGAUUUUUAAAACCCAUUGACAAGUCUAACUUUAUAUACUCUCAUUUUUUAUCUUACAACAAAGAAUCAAUAAAAUCAUUUUGUUUUGCUGUUGCUGUGAAGGGCUUUUACAUUUUUGAUGUGUUACUCUUACUGUCCAUCAAAUUCAAUGGCUCAUAUGGGCAAACUGAUAUAUACAGUAAGAAAAUCAAGUAAUGGAAUUGAUCACUCUCCUCCCACACACACAGAUAUACUAGAGAACACAUUUUUUUCCCUUCAUCAGUGUUAAACCAGGCUUAGCAUAAGCUCUCUGCAUUCAUAUGUGAGUUAUGGUUAACAUAUGCAUGUCAUGUAUAAAUAUUUUGCCCCAAGGAAAUCCCAUUUCCAUAGAGAUUUAGUUCAAUGCUUCUGAAUGUGUCUGAUGACUGAAUUUCAUCUUCACUAAGGAAUUUAUUAUGCAAAGUAAACUUUAGCUUCAUUGAAAAGUCCCCUAAUUGUAUAAUCUGUCUGAUAUAAUCAACAUAAAAGAAAAAUUAAGGAAUCAUUAAUAAAGAAUUAUAAUUUUUCCCUUAUUAAAAUCAAAAACAGAAACCAGCCUUGAAAAUUCCCUGAGCAGACAAAACUAGUUUAGUCAUACAAAGCUUAAUUUGGCUUACUUUGCAAGAUUAACUUGACAUGAGUCAUUUCUUGCUUAUGCUUCUGAAAAUCAUAAAUAAAACAGUUUCCUAAGGUUCAUAAGAGGUAACCACUGACCUAUUCCCUAUUACUUAAGAAAAUUCUAUUAUAACCACUAUGAAGAAUAAAUAGUCACUGCUUUUUGAGUAUAUAAGCUGCUUUAUAAAAAGGUACCCCUGAACCUCAUUCCGUAUUUUGGGUUAAGUGCACUCUGUCGCAAACUCGUUUUGGUGUUUGAUGUGUGCACAAUAAACUUUUACUAAUUACUACUUUAGUGAUUCACUCAUUUUGCUUCUGUUAUUUCUGAACUUAUAACAUUCUAUG
Manis pentadactyla (Chinese pangolin) is the source of this 2149-nucleotide messenger RNA. It is a transcript of the gene IL15, whose product is annotated as interleukin 15. NCBI's taxonomy places the organism in Eukaryota, Metazoa, Chordata, Mammalia, Pholidota, Manidae. Gene Ontology annotation, cellular component: extracellular region. The transcript has 9 exons. Gene Ontology annotation, molecular function: cytokine receptor binding; cytokine activity. Gene Ontology annotation, biological process: positive regulation of tyrosine phosphorylation of STAT protein; neutrophil activation; immune response. The coding region runs from base 672 to 1103 and encodes 143 amino acids. The record is from RefSeq and is a predicted model, not a curated record.